AUGGCAAGCAAAUCUGCGACUUGGCAAUUCCAGUUCCAGGCUGUGUCCGGUUUCUUCAUCGACUUCGUCGAAGAGGCCAGACGUGACACUUCCUUCCGUGCCACAACUUUGCCUGGACUUGGUCUAAUUGACAGAACUUACGAGACGGAUGUCGACAAGAAUUUGAAGGAUGACCAAAAGCUCUGGAAACGUUUUCGGGAUUAUGUCAACUACCUCAACGACCAGAGCGCGGCCUCCACCAAAUACAAAGUCUUGUACCUUACAAGACACGGGCUAGGGUUUCAUAACUCCUUCGAAUCGGAGGUGGGACGAGAUGCUUGGAACAGCCAUUGGUCGCAUCUUGAUGGAGAUGGAAAGGUCAUUUGGGCCGACUCUCAAUUGAAUGCAGAUGGCAUCAAGCAAGCGGAGGCACUAGGCCAGUUCUGGUCAGACGCUGUCUCCAACGAGGGUAUUCCUUUACCUGGCACGUUGUACACCAGCCCUCUCGCUCGCUGUCUGAACACCACGCGUCUCGCGUUCGCGCGGACGUUCGAAGAACAGGGAGUGCAGUUUCGGCCGAUCGUCAAAGAGUCACUACGCGAACUCAUUACCGAUCAUACCUGCGAUCGAAGAAGUACACGAAGUUGGAUCGAAGAAAACUAUCCCGACUACAUUAUCGAGCCAAAUUUCGUUGAAAAGGAUAGCCUUUGGACAGGUGGACACUGGGAAACUAGGGAUGAACAUACAGCGAGGAAGCAAGCAGUGCUGGAGGACAUCUUCUCAACAGAUGAAAAUGCUUUCAUAGGACUUACGGUGCAUUCUUACGCCAUCUCUGCUAUUUUGCGAGCAGUAGGAUUGCCCGAGUUUCGAGUGCGAGAGGGUAGCAGUAUCGCGCUACUUGUCAAAGGAGAGAAGAUAGACCGUAACAACUAG
Alternaria arborescens is the source of this 912-nucleotide messenger RNA. RefSeq lists its product as hypothetical. Gene Ontology annotation, cellular component: cytoplasm. The record is from RefSeq and is a predicted model, not a curated record. The transcript is spliced from 2 exons. Lineage: Eukaryota; Fungi; Ascomycota; Dothideomycetes; Pleosporales; Pleosporaceae. Gene Ontology annotation, molecular function: phosphatase activity. Bases 1 to 912 code for a protein of 303 amino acids.